This is a messenger RNA of Octopus sinensis (East Asian common octopus), 3871 nucleotides long. RefSeq names its product zinc finger protein 345-like. Lineage: Eukaryota; Metazoa; Mollusca; Cephalopoda; Octopoda; Octopodidae. The transcript has 6 exons. Bases 389 to 2755 code for a protein of 788 amino acids. The record is from RefSeq and is a predicted model, not a curated record.
AGUUACACAGUUUAUUAUGUCUUUUGAUAUUUGAAAAAGACAAGAGACACUGCUUUGUUAUUGAUGAAAGUAUUUCUUAUUUUCUUUUACUUUAUACAAUCCGUGCCAUUGUCUGCAACAAAGAAGAUCGAUCUUCAUUGUAGAUGCAAUUCGUUUAAGUUAAAUAAUAAAAAAAAUAUACUCCCACUGAACUAGAUAACUAUCGAGAAUUAAGAUUAAUGGCUCAAAGGAAAUCAUGUAUAGAGAUGGAAUUCUCAUAUGCAGUUGUGGAAAGAAAGAAAUAAAGGAAUUGUGGCUUAGUUGUUGUUGUUUAGUUGCAGGUCUGCUCUAAUUGAAUAAACUUUAUUCAAAGAAUCCAGUUACUGAUCCCUGCUGCCAAUGUUGAAUUAUGGUUGAUUCUUUAUUCAAAAACUCAUAUAAAUCUUCUAUUGAGUUCAAUGACUGUGAUACAAAGAAAAACAUCAAAGACACUUCCAAAAGUAAACUUCUUGACUGUGAUAUCUGUGGAAAGUCUUUCUUCCGUCUGAAGAACUUAAAACAGCAUCGUAAAACACAUACAAAUGAGAGACGUUUCCACUGUGAUAUAUGUGGGAAAAAAUUUUUCACUAAUUCCCACUUGAAACGCCAUCAUAGAAUACAUACUGGAGAACGACCGUUCAAGUGUGCCAUCUGCAAAAAGGCCUUUACACAAAACAAUGACCUAAAAAGCCAUUUCCGCAUCCAUACUGGUGAAAAACCUUUCAAGUGUGAAAUCUGCAAUGAGUCUUUCAGUGAAAGUGGGUCACUACGAAAACAUAUAAAAAUUCACACUGGAGAAAAAUCCUUUGAGUGUAACAUUUGUGGACGUGGUUUUAUCCAAAGUAGUCAGUUAAGACAACAUAUUCUGACCCACACUGGUGAAAAGCCUUUCCAGUGUCAGAUCUGCUGCAGGAAUUUUGCUCAAAAUAGCGCUUUGAAAAGACACUAUAGGGUGCAUACAGGGGAGAAACCAUUUCAAUGUAGUUUUUGUCCUGAGUCUUUUACUCGGAGUUGUUUCUUGAAAAAACACUUAAUACAGCAUAAAGAAGCUAAAUCAUUUGAGUGUGAUAUAUGUCAGGAAAUUUUCAUGAGGGAAGAUGAUCUGUUGUCUCAUUGGGAAAUGCAUUUUGUUGAGAACACAUUUGAAACAGAAACUCAUCAAAAUACCUGUACUGAAAUGAUUUAUAUCAAUGAAGACAGCGAAAUUUAUCUUGAUAAAAAUCCUGUCCCUGUUGCUUUACAUAUAAAUACUUUUGCUUUUGAUAAUCUAAUUGGGUAUCACAAUAAAAUGAAAGAGGAUAAGACUUUUAACUGUGAUAUAUGUGGUAAGGGUUUUACUACCAAAGCACACCUCAAACGACACAACAUGAUUCACACAGGGGAAAAACCACAUGAGUGUUCUCUGUGUGAUAAGUCCUUUGCACAACGUAGUGAACUUAAAAGCCAUUACAGGACACAUACUGGUGAAAAGCCCUUCAAGUGUGAGAUCUGUGAAGAGUGUUUCAGUGAAAAGGGUUCAUUGGGAAAACACAUGAGGAUUCAUACAGGGGAGAAGUCAUUUAAAUGUAAUAUCUGUGGUCGAUGUUUUACCCAGAGUGGUCAUCUCCAUCAGCACAUUUUGAUUCACACUGGAGAAAAACCAUUCAAGUGCGAAACAUGUGGUAAGCCAUUUGCAAAAAAUAGUGCACUAAAAAGACAUUACACUGUACAUACUGGUGAGAAACCUUUCCCCUGUGAAGUGUGUGGGGAAGCCUUCAGUCAGAGUUGUCAUAUGAAAAAACACCUACUAAAACAUCACCUUAGCGAAAUGCUCCCAUAUUAUGGAAACAUGGCAACUCAAUAUUUGAGAAUAUCCAAGAUGGAGGAUCCACCAGAAUUACAAAUUAUUUUCAAAGCAGAUUCUUCAUUGGAAACUCAAUUCUUAAAAUCAACCAAAGUAGCCUCUGUGAAAAGGACCCAUGUCUGUGAUAUUUGUGAAAAGACAUUUUCCCAGAAGAAUACUCUAGUUUUGCACAUCAGGACACAUACGGGCGAUCGACCUUACCACUGCCAAGUAUGUGGUCGAGGUUUCUCAGCCAGCUGCUCCUUGAAAAAGCAUGUACGGAUUCACACAGGGGAAAAACCCUAUAAGUGCAAUGACUGUGGCAAAUGCUUUUCCCAAAAUAGUCACCUGAUCCUUCAUAUGAGGACACAUACGGGAGACAGGCCAUACCAGUGCAGCCUCUGUGAAAAACGGUUUUCCUACAGCAGUUCCUUCAAAAAACAUAUGCGAAUACAUACGGGUGAAAAGCCUUUCCGGUGUGAAGUUUGUCAAAAGAGUCUCUCCGACAACAGUGCCCUGAAACAGCAUAUCAAAACGCACACAGGUGAAAAACCAUACCAGUGCGAAGACUGUGGCAAGAGUUUCUCAUUGAGCAUUGACUUGAUCAGACACAUUCGCACCCACACCAAAGAAACUCCGUAUCACUGCGAGGUGUGUGCAAGGAGUUUCUCUGUCAACAGCAAUCUCAGGCAACAUAUGCGAACACACACAGGAGAGACGCCCUACCCCUGUGAUAUCUGUGGCAAGCGAUUUUCUCGAAACAGUACACUAGUCCGCCACAUCAAAACACAUACAGGUGACAGACCAUAUACUUGUGAAAUCUGCCAGAAGAAUUUCUCUCAGAAUAGCCAUCUUAUACGACACAUGAAAAUUCACAAGAUGCCAUUACUAGGUAGCAUUUACUGUGAUGUGUAACAACUGCAGCAGUGUUUCAAUGAACUGUUGUACUGAGCCCCAUGCUUCUUGGAGAGGCAGAAAUCAAUCUAUUUAUUUUGCUUAUCACACUUGAGUCACAUAAAUGCACUGGAGCUGCUGCAGUAGGUAAUGUAGAGCAUUGUUGUCUAAUUUUAUAUUAGAUUUAGUAACUUGUUUUUCUGCAUUGAGAUUGAAGCAACUCUGCCCUCUUUACGUAAUGCGUUGCCUUUUGUGUCUAGUCAGAUUAAUAUGUUGUUGUUAUUGUUAUUAAUAUUUUUGUUAUUGUUAAGGCAGUGAGUUGGCAGAAUCAUUAGCAUGCCAGGCAUGCUUUUCAUCCUUCUGGGGUCAAAAAAAUAAGCACCAGUUGAGCACUGAGGCUGAUGUUAUCGACUUACCUGUUCCUCACCAAACUUGCUGGCCUUGUGCCAAAAUUUGAAACCAAUAUUUUGUUAUUGUUGUUGAUAUUUACUUUAGAUCAGUCCUGAUGAGCAUUACUUAUUUAAUCCAUACUCACCAUGGCUUUUAUUAUCUUACACAGUGCAUGUAAGACAGCAUUACUCAAUAUGUCCUUCCAAUCAUUUUUCAAAGACAAAAGAGAGUGAUUUGAGGGAGAUUUUCUACUAUUUCUAACAGUCACGUGAAAGCUCCCUCAUUGUUUAUUAUUGUCAGGAAGAAAGUGGGUUGGCAUAAAUGUUAGAGCUGGAGACAAAAUACUUAGCAGCAUUUAUUCUGGUUCUUUGAGUUAAAACCCUGACAAGGCUUAAGAGAAUCAACUUAACCCUUCCUCUUAAAAUUGCUAGCUUAAUAUCUUAAUCAGAAAAACCAUUAUUUUUAUUAUUAUUAUCAUCAUCAGAGUGGUUGGUGUUAGGAAGGGUAUCCAGCCAUAGAAACCAUGCUAAAUCAGACUGGAACCAGUUAAACCAUCUAACCCAUGCCAGCAUGGAAAGCAGACAUUAAAUGAUGAUGAUGAUGGCAGUGAACUGGGGUCAAUAUCAACUUACUCACCCUUCAAAAUUGCUGACCUUGUGCCAGUGCUUGUGCCACAUAAAAAGCAAGAAGUCCACUUUGCUCAGUGGAAGGGCAUCCAGCUGUAAAAAUCCUGCCAAAACUGUCACA